Salvelinus fontinalis (brook trout) is the source of this 2400-nucleotide messenger RNA. RefSeq names its product DNA meiotic recombinase 1 (gene dmc1). Gene Ontology annotation, cellular component: nucleus; condensed nuclear chromosome. Gene Ontology annotation, molecular function: ATP binding; DNA strand exchange activity; single-stranded DNA binding. The coding region runs from base 405 to 1433 and encodes 342 amino acids. The record is from RefSeq and is a predicted model, not a curated record. The transcript has 13 exons. Gene Ontology annotation, biological process: chromosome organization involved in meiotic cell cycle; DNA repair; mitotic recombination. NCBI's taxonomy places the organism in Eukaryota, Metazoa, Chordata, Actinopteri, Salmoniformes, Salmonidae.
CUUGAUUGUUGCUGAUGAGAGAGCAUCUCAUGAGCGUAACUUUUAUGAUUGACAGUUCUCAACUUUCAGCACGAGCGUCAAACAUUCCCGCCACCUCAAUAAGAAAUCUCAGGUGGCAAGUAAUUUUUCAACUUGAUAAGGUCAUCAUUAGCGUUGCAACAUUUUACAGGUUUGUCAAGUUAGUGAAAGAAGCAACCUCAUUCUGUAGAUGUUGAUAACAUCUUUCAGGAGCCAUAGCUGACGUUGGGUAGCUAACAGAUCGCUUGCUGACAUUGCAAGAAAUGUUAUUUCCCCUGCCCCAUUUAUUAACUGGUAGCUUAUAACGUUAGCUAGCAGCUAUCUCGCUGAAACAAAAAAAAACAUCUAGUUCAAGAGCUACUAGUAGCUACAUUGCGCUAAUCAAGAUGAAAGCCGCCGAGGAUCAAGUUGUGGAGGAUGAGGCCGGAUACCAAGACGAUGAGGAGUCAUUUUUCCAAGACAUAGACACCCUACAGAAGCAUGGAAUUAACAUGGCAGAUUUAAAGAAGCUAAAGUCUGUGGGUAUCUGCACAGUAAAGGGGAUCCAGAUGACCACACGCAGAGCCCUGUGUAACAUCAAGGGUCUUUCAGAAGCAAAGGUGGACAAGAUCAAAGAGGCUGCUGGGAAAAUUCUGACCAAUGGUUUCCUGACAGCAUUUGAAUAUAGUGCGAAGAGGAAACAAGUGUUCCACGUCAUGACUGGAAGCCUGGAGUUUGAUAAACUACUUGGGGGAGGUAUGGAGAGCAUGGCAAUCACUGAGGCAUUUGGAGAGUUUCGGACAGGCAAGACCCAGCUCUCUCAUACACUAUGUGUCACAGCCCAGCUUCCUGGAGAGGACGGCUACACAGGAGGAAAAGUCAUCUUCAUCGACACAGAGAACACCUUUCGUCCAGACAGACUGAAGGACAUAGCAGACAGGUUCAAUGUCGACCAUGAUGCUGUGCUGGACAAUGUGUUAUACGCCCGAGCCUACACCAGUGAACACCAGAUGGAGCUGUUGGAUUUUGUGGCGGCCAAAUUCCACGAGGAGGGUGGUGUCUUCAAACUUCUGAUCAUAGACUCCAUCAUGGCUCUGUUCCGGGUAGAUUUCUCUGGCCGAGGGGAGCUGGCAGAGAGACAGCAGAAGCUGGCCCAGAUGCUCUCCCGUCUGCAGAAGAUCUCUGAAGAGUACAACGUUGCAGUGUUUGUCACCAACCAGAUGACUGCAGACCCUGGAGCUGGGAUGUCGUUCCAAGCUGAUCCCAAGAAGCCGAUUGGAGGGCACAUCCUGGCGCAUGCGUCCACCACACGAAUCAGCUUGAGGAAAGGACGCGGAGAGUUGAGAAUUGCCAAGAUAUUUGACAGUCCUGAUAUGCCUGAGAACGAGGCCACUUUCGCCAUCACUCCAGGGGGAAUUGCUGAUGCCAAAGAGUGAAAGACCCUCAUGGAUUUACAAGUAGAAGAGAGGAACCACAUACAGUUCUAGGCAGAUUUUAGCAAAUCGUAAUUUUUUGAAUUCUGAUGAAGACUAUUUGUACUAUUUGGUGUUUAUAUGUAAAGUGCCUUCAGAAAGUAUUUAUACCCCUAGACUCUUCCCACAUUUUGUUGUGUUACAAAUUGUGAUUAAAAUAGAUUUAAUUGUCAUUUGUUUUUGUUAACGAUCUACACAAAAUACACUGUAAUGUCAAAGUGGAAGAAAAAUGUUAACAUUUGUAUUAAAAAAAGGGGAAAAAAUGGUUUUGAUUGUUUUUGCGACUGCACUUGAAGAAAUUGAUGGGUUCAUGAUAGGGGCUGCACCAAAUGAUUGAUGUAGUAUAAUAAUUGAUUAUGCAUAUGUUGUAUUAAUAGAAGGGGCAAGGGCUAUAAGACCCCUCCCCCACUACAUUUAUAGGGUCCUGGACUACAGAUUAGCAAUAUAUAUGCAUUAUAAGGUUUAAUAUUGUUCCACAGUUCUUUUCUAGUCUCUACCUCUUAUACGAAACGGUCUGAGAGAUGUGUGAGUUAUUGCAGUCAAAACAGGGUGUCUGUGAGAAAGCACCUCAAGGCUAAAAGAGAUUCAUAGACACAGAACCCUGCAGGGGAGUGAAGGAGAGAUAAGAGACAAGUCAGACAUACCACUGUAAGCCACACGGGAGUGGAAAAUUACUGCUGAGCCCGUAGAAAACACUGGAACUAUUGUUCUCUCCUGCAAGUUUGUAUAAAUGUAUAUGCAUGGGCUUGGUCUCAUGAGUAGAAGGUGUUGACGUAGGCAGUUUCAUCGCUAGGGGUUGACUGCAAGCAUAUUAAAGCAACUUGGACCUUUCCUAUUUUGAAGAACUUACUCGGAAACAUGCGUGCUAUGUUCCCGUUGUCAACUUCUGUCUGCAAUUGCAUUAAUAAAAGUUUUGAUUGACUUACUUAAA